Molecule: messenger RNA, 740 nt
Organism: Zingiber officinale
Lineage: Eukaryota; Viridiplantae; Streptophyta; Magnoliopsida; Zingiberales; Zingiberaceae
Product: 36.4 kDa proline-rich protein-like
Exons: 1
Coding region: 89-568 (159 amino acids)
Source: RefSeq, a predicted model, not a curated record
GACUUCCAGUGUGUCAGGCUAGGACUUCCGACUCUAUAUAAACCGUAGCAAGCUGCAUUCACAUAUCACCUAAUUGCAGGAGAAAGACAUGGCGAGCAAUCUCAUGACCGCUCUAGUUCUACUCGUAGCUAACUCCGCUCUUUUCCUCCCUUCUCUCGCUUGUCCAUACUGCCAGACGCCGACAGUUACUCCACCGCCACCGCCGUCACCGCCACCUCCUGCACCGUGUCCCCCACCGCCAGCUCCCAAGGUAUCACCGCCAGCGCCCAAGGUGUCUCCGCCAUCACCCAAGGCACCGCCGUCGGCUGGGGCGUGCCCCAUCGACACACUGAAGCUCGAUGCAUGUGUAGAUUUGUUGAGCGGGCUAGUGCACUCUGUGAUCGGGCAAAGUGCGAAGAGCAAGUGUUGCCCGGUGAUCGAGGGGCUCGCCGACUUGGACGCGGCGCUUUGCCUCUGCACCACCAUAAAGGCGAAGGCGCUCGACGUCAAGGUGUUGCUGCCCAUCGCGCUCGAGCUCCUCAUUGACUGUGGAAAGCACGUGCCCUCCGACUACCAAUGCCCUGCUUAAUGCAUGCAUAUAUAUAUAUAUAUAUAGCAUAAUAAGUGUCGUGUAAAAGAUCGUUAAUUAUUGGAUUAAUCAAGGUUUAAUGAGUACGUAAUCUAUCAUAAACUAUAUAAUAAAUGUCACAUACUUUUGUUUCUGGAGUCAAAAUAUUUUCCUGAUCUUUUGGAUUUUCAAA